UUAAACGUAAUAAUCUGGUGACCAAAUGUCUCUCUUUGUUUGUAGCUAGCAAGCUAGGCUAGAAUAAACUAUCUUCAAAAUGCAUCGAGACAAGUUCUCCUGGACACAAAUAUUUAAUGAAUGAUGCUUUAGUACGGUAAAAUAAUGAUGGAUGUCUGUCGAGCCUUCAAUGCAGAACAAAUUUGAAAAGAAGUAUAUCUGCAAUGGGUGGCAUGGAAGAUGACUGGUUAGCACAUCUGUCUCACAGUUAUGAGGUUUGGGGUUCAAAUCCCAGCCUCGCCUGUGUGGAGUUUGCGUGUUCAGCGCCUGCAUGGGUUUCCUCCGGGCACUCCGGUUUCCUCCCACAUCCCAAAAACAUGCAUGACAUCACUGAAGAUCUUCGUACUGACCAGCAGGAGCCAGAGCCCCUUCACAUUAAAGAGGAAGUGGAGGACGAAGAACGCACACUGAACGGAAACUGUUGCGAUCGUCGUGUGAAAAUGUGUGCAAGGACACCAGAGUACGAGGAGGAACUUUGUGGCCCAAAAGAGGAGAAGGAGCCACAACGUCAACUACUGGACGCUGUGUUCAAUCUGCAGCCUCGAAUUGUGCUACACAGAGCAGACGUCAGUGAAAAUCUUCAUCCUGAGCGGCAGCAGUCUGUGUCCCCUCACAUCAAAGAGGAAGAGGAGGAUGAAGAGGUUCAAUACAUCAAAGAGGAGGAUGAAGAGUUCCUUCACAUUAAAGAGGAAGAGCAGGAGGAAAUCAUCAAGGUUCCAUCGACUGGUGUCCCUUUGAAGAGUGAAGAUGAAGGUCGAAGUGAUGAGAGACGAGGGUCGGAGCCACCAAACAGCAACAGCUCAAGUAAUGGAAACCACUGUGGAGGAUCACAAACAGACGGUGAUGAUGAUGAUGAUGUUGAUGAACAGUUGGAAGGUGAUAUGACAUGUCACACUGCCAAUAAAUGCUGGAAAUGUUCUAAAUGUAGGAAAACAUUUGCUUCUAAGAGGAAUUUCAACCGACACAUGAAAAUACACACUGGAGAAAAGCCUUUUGCAUGCUCAGUUUGUGGUCAAAGAUUCUCCCAAAAGGAAAGCUUAAAUAGACACACAAGAACCCACACUGGUGAGAAACCUUUUGCAUGCUCAGUUUGUGGUCAAACCUUCUCUCAGAAUGGAACCUUAAAAAUACACACAAGAACACACACUGGUGAGAAACCUUUUACCUGCUCAGUUUGUGGUAAAAGAUUCUCUCACAAGAGACAUUUGACACGUCACGCAAGAACACACACUGGAGAGAAGCCUUUUGCAUGCCCAGUUUGUGGUCAAAGAUUCUCCCAAAAGGAAAGCUUAAAAAUACACACAAGAACACACACUGGUUGGAAACCUUUUGCCUGCUCAGUUUGUGGUAAAAGAUUCUCUCACAAGAGACCUUUGACACGUCACGCAAGAACACACACUGGAGAGAAGCCUUUUGCAUGCCCAGUUUGUGGUCAAAUAUUCUCCCAUAAGGAAAGCUUAAAAAUACACACAAGAACCCACACUGGUGAGAAACCUUUUGCCUGCUCAGUUUGUGGUCAAAGAUUCUCUCACCAGAGACAUUUGACACGUCACGCAAGAACACACACUGGAGAAAAGCCUUUUGCAUGCGCAGUUUGUGGUCAAAGAUUCUCCCGAAAGGAAAGCUUAAAAAUACACACAAGAACACACACCAGAGAGAAACCUUUUGCAUGCCCAGUUUGUGGUCAAAGAUUCUCUCACAAGGGAUAUUUGACAGGUCACGCAAGAACACACACUGGAGAGAAGCCUUUUGCAUGCUCAGUUUGUGGUCAAAGAUUCACUCGGAAGCAACACUUAAAAAUACACACAAGAACACACACUGGUGAGAAACCUUUUUCCUGCUCAGGUUGUGGUCAAAGGUUCUCUCAGAAGCAACACUUAAAAAUACACACAAGAAUGCACACUGGUGAGAAACCUUUUGCAUGCUCAGGUUGUGGUCAAAGAUUCUCUCGUAAGGAUCGGGUUAAGACACACAAGUGUCCUGGUGAGACAAGCAGUGAUCAAGAAGCUUUUAAUGCAAAUGUAAAUGUUUAAUAUAAAAGUAAUUACUAUGUUACUGACAGAAAUCUACAUGCUUGUAUUCUGUGUACCAGCUUUUAUUGUAUGUAUCUUCUUCUUGUCCAUAUAGUUUCUAAAAGCCCCGUGAGUGUUAAGAAUGAACGCCCAGACUUCCCUUUCCCCAGCCACUUCAUCCAUCUCUUCCGGGGGGAUCCCGAGGCGUUCCCAGGCCAGCCGAAGGAUGUAGUCUCUCCAGCGUGUCCUGGGUCGUCCCCGGGGUCUCCUCCCGGUGGGACGUGCCCAGAACACCUCACCAGGGAGGCGUCCGGGAGGCAUCCGAAUCAGAUGCCCCAGCCACCUCAUCUGGCUCCUCUCGAUGUGAAGGAGAAACGGCUCUCCUUUGAGCUCUUCCCGGAUGACCGAGCUUCUCACCCUAUCUCUGAGGGAGAGCCCGGACAACCUGCGGAGGAAACUCAUUUCGGCCGCUUGUAUCCGGGAUCUUGUUCUUUCGGUCACGACCCACAGCUUGUGACCAUAGGUGAGGGUAGGAACAUCGAUCGACCGGUAAAUCGAGAGCUUCGCCUUUCGGCUUAGCUCCUUCUUUACCACAACGGAUCGAUACAAAGUCCUUAUCACUGCAGACGCUGCACCGAUCCACCUGUCGAUCUCCCGUUCCAUUCUUCCCUCACUCGUGAACAAGACCCCAAGAUACUUGAACUCCUCCACUUGGGGCAGGAUCUCAUCCCCGACCUGGAGAGGGCACGCCACCCUUUUCCGACUGAAGACCACGGUCUCAGAUUUGGAGGUGCUGAUUCUCAUCCCAGCCGCUUCACACUCUGCUGCGAACCGCUCCAGUGAGAGUUGGAGGUCACGGCUUGAUGAAGCCAACAGAACCACAUCAUCUGCAAAAAGCAGAGAUGCAAUACUGAGGCCACCAAACCGGACCCCCUCUACGCCUCGGCUGCGCCUAGAAAUUCUGUCCAUAAAAAUUAUGAACAGAAUCAGUGACAAAGGGCAGCCUUGGCGGAGUCCAACCCUCACUGGAAAAAAGUCCGACUUACUGCCGGAUAUGCGGACCAAACUUUGACUCCGGUCGUACAGGGACCGAACAGCCCGUAUCAGGGGGUUCAGUACCCCAUACUCCCGAAGCACCCUCCACAGGACCACCCGAGGGACACGGUCGAACGCCUUCUCAAGUCCACAAAACACAUGUAGACUGGUUGGGCGAACUCCCAUGCACCCUCGAGGACCCUGCCAAGGGUGUAGAGCUGGUCCACUGUUCCACGGCCAGGACGAAAACCACACUGCUCCUCCUGAAUCUGGGAUUCAACUUCCCGAUGGACCCUCCUCUCCAGCACCCCUGAAUAGACCUUACCAGGGAGGCUGAGGAGUGUGAUCCCCCUGUAGUUAGAACACACCCUCCGGUCCCCCUUCUUAAAAAGGGGGACCACCACCCCAGUCUGCCAAUCCAGAGGCACUGUCCCCGAUGUCCACGCGAUGUUGCAGAGGCAUCUCAACCAGGACAGCCCUACAACAUCCAGAUCCUUGAGGAACUCCGGGCGAAUCUCAUCCACCCCCGGGGCCCUGCCACCGAGGAGCUUUUUAACCACCUCGGUGACCUAAACCCCAGAGAUAGGAGAGCCCACCUCAGAGAACCCAGACUCUGCUCCCUCAUGGGAAUGCGUGUCGGUGGAAUUGAGGAGGUCUUCGAAGUAUUCUCCCCACCGGCUCACAAAAUCACGAGUCGAGGUCAGCAGCGCCCCAUCCCCACUAUCCACAGUGUUGAUGGUGCACUGCUUUCCCCUCCUGAGACGUCGGAUGGUGGACCAGAAUUUCCUCGAAGCCGUCCGGAAGUCUUUCUCCAUGGCGUCACCGAACUCCUCCCAUGCCCGGGUUUUUGCUUCAGCGACCACCAAAGCUGCAUUCCGCUUGGCCAGCCGGUACCCAUCAGCUGCCUCAGGAGUCCCACAGGCCAAAAAGGCCCGAUAGGACUCCUUCAGCUUGACGGCAUCCCUCACCAUUGGUGUCCACCAACGGGUUUGGGGAUUGCCGCCACGACAGGCACUGACCACCUUACGGCCACAGCUCCGAUCGGCCGCCUCAGCAAUGGAGGCGCGGAACAUGGUCCACUCGGACUCGAUGUCCCCCGCCUCCCCCGGAACAUGAGCAAAGUUCUGUCGGAGGUGGGAGUUGAAACUCCUUCUGACAGGGGAUUCCGCUAGACGUUCCCAGCAGACCCUCACAAUAUGUUUGGGCCUCCCACAUCGGACUGGCAUCUUCCCCCACCAUCGGACCCAACUCACCACCAGGUGGUGAUCAGUUGACAGCUCCGCCCCUCUCUUUACCCGAGUGUCCAAGACAUGCAGCCGCAAGUCCGAUGACACGACCACAAAGUCGAUCAUCGAACUGCGACCCAAAAAGUCGAUCAUCGAACUACGACCUAGGGUGUCCUGGUGCCAAGUGCACGUCUGGACACCCUUAUGCUUGAACAUGGUGUUCGUUAUGGACAAUCCGUGACGAGCACACAAGUCCAAUAACAGAACACCGCUCGGGUUCUGAUCGGGGGGGCCGUUCCUCCCAAUCACGCCCUUCCAGGUCUCACUGUCAUUGCCCACGUGAGCAUUGAAGUCCCCCAGCAGAACGAUGGAGUCCCCAGCGGUAGCGCUCUCAAGCACCCCCUCCAAGGACUCCAAAAAUCGUGGGUACUCUGAACUGGUGUUUGGUUCAUAGGCACAAACAACAGUCAGGACCCGUCCCCCCACCCGAAGGCCUUCGAGCCCCAACUCCAGGCCUGGCUCCAGAGGGGGGCCCCGGUGACCCGCUUCCGGGCAAGGGAAACCUGUGUCCAUAAUUUGUCUUCUUCAUAAGGGGUCUUUGAGCCGUGCUUUGUCUGGUCCCUCACCUAGGACCUGUUUGCCAUUGGUGACCCUGCCAGGGGCGUGAAGCCCCAGACAACUUAGCUCCUAGGAUCAUUGGGACACACAAACCCCUCCACCACGAUAAAGUGACGGCUCAAGGAGGGGAAACUCGGUCGUAAUUUGCUAAAAUCAUUGAGGUUGGAAUUGUUGAAAUCUUUGCAGAUUUAUUAAAAAAGAAUAACUGAAAUAUCACACAGCCAUAAGUAUUCCGACCCUUUGCUCAGUUUUUAGUAGAAGCGCCCUUUUGAGCUAAUACAGCCAUGAGUCUUUUUGGGAAUGAUGCAACAAGUUUUUCACAACUGGAUUUCCUAAUCAAGUCCGAUCAGUAUCAUCAAACACAGCUGGACUCCAAUGAAGGUGUAGAACCAUUUGAAGGAUGAUCAGAAGAAAUGGACAGCACCCGAGUUAAAUAUAUGAGUGUCACAGCAAAGGGUCGGAAUACUUAUGGAUGUGUGAUAUUUCAGUUUUUCUUUUUUAAUAAAUCAGCAAAAAUUUCAACAAUUCCGCUUUUUUUGUCAAUAUGGGGUGCUGUGUGUACAUUAAUGAGGAAAAAAAAUUGUGAUUUUAGCAAAUGGCAAUUUUAGAGUGAAAAUUUUAAGGGGGUCUGAAUACUUUCCGUACCCACUGUAUGUAUGUAUGUAUCGAUCAAAUAUAUGUAUAGAUCACAAAUUUGUUUCUGCAGAUGGCAUUGUGUGACAGAUGUGGACUGUCAUAAUGUCGGACGACCCAUAACGAAGGUCUCCUGUCCCGAAACUGCGGCUGAUCUGAUUUGAGCUUAUCUGAUCCAUAAACGCUAGUUUGAAGCUGUCAUGAGUAGAAAUGUCUGCAUAUAUUUUGGUGAUGAUUGUUGACAGUUGUGGGACAUGAAGCCACGUUUCUUGGGUUCAUGCAUGAGGCUUGCAAGGAUGUGGUGCUCGCCCAACGUGCUUGUGUCAUUUUAAUGAUGUCGUCCUCAUCCAUCCCAAUCCAUAAAUUUGCGUUUUUUAUUGUUUUUUUAUUUUUCAAGCACAUUAAAUUCGUGAUUGAACAUAAUUUCGGGGUACGAGCUGUUGUUCAUGUGAUGCAAUGAUAUAUGACAGCAAUGUAAGAUAUACAACGUAAUACCAGCUUGAACAAGGCGGUGUUUGGAAACUCAAGCAAUUUCCUGAAAAGUUGUCAUUUUGAAGGUGAGGGGAUUCCACCUGACAGCUGCGAUAUACAAAUAUGACCAAUUACUGCCACUUCAUAGUAUGGUACAUUCCUUUUCCACACCAGCUAUGCCAGUGCUUUUCAAUUUUCAAUUUUGUUGAUGAAAAAGGGGUGUUCGAAAGGGAAUUAGUGAUUUUCCAAUUGCUCCAAAAUGUAUUGAUAUUAUUGGAAAUGAGUGCCAGUUUAAUUUUCUUGAACAUGCAUGCAUUUUGUCCAAUAUUUUAGUGAUGUCAAUAAGUGAAUGAUUGAUUGAAAUAGACUGUAAAAAAAAAACUGACUUUUGGUGCUAAACUGUAACGUGUAUAUGUGAUCCUGAAUAAAGUACACUGCUUAAAACAGUGA
This is a messenger RNA of Phyllopteryx taeniolatus (common seadragon), 6484 nucleotides long. RefSeq names its product gastrula zinc finger protein XlCGF57.1-like. Bases 204 to 2072 code for a protein of 622 amino acids. Gene Ontology annotation, molecular function: RNA polymerase II cis-regulatory region sequence-specific DNA binding; DNA-binding transcription factor activity. Lineage: Eukaryota; Metazoa; Chordata; Actinopteri; Syngnathiformes; Syngnathidae. The transcript is spliced from 4 exons. Gene Ontology annotation, biological process: regulation of transcription by RNA polymerase II. The record is from RefSeq and is a predicted model, not a curated record.